This is a messenger RNA of Puma concolor (puma), 2295 nucleotides long. The record is from RefSeq and is a predicted model, not a curated record. Lineage: Eukaryota; Metazoa; Chordata; Mammalia; Carnivora; Felidae.
AUGGUUCGAAGCAUAUCUUUGAGAUGGAAAGUGUUCGGGGUCAACUUCAGAGCUUGCUCCAGACCUCCCGUGAUACAGCCCAUCGUGAGGGACCCCCUCACUCCAGGUGCCGGCUCAGAGAGACGAGAAGAGGACUCCUUUGACAGUGACAGCACAGCCACCUUGCUGAACACCCGGCCCCUGCAAGACUUAUCUCCGUCCAGCUCGGCCCAAGCCCUGGAGGAGCUGUUUCCCCGCUAUGCCAGUCUUCGGCCAGGACCCCCGCUCAAUCCCCCGGAUUUCCAGGGCCUGAGGGAUGCCCUGGAUUCAGAGCAUACCCGUCGCAAGCAUUGCGAGCGCCAUAUUCAGAGCCUCCAGACCCGAGUGCUGGAGCUUCAGCAACAGUUAGCUGUGGCUGUGACUGCCGACCGCAAGAAAGAUGUUAUGAUCGAGCAGUUGGACAAGACCCUGGCCCGCGUGGUGGAGGGCUGGAACCGGCACGAAGCCGAGCGGGCAGAGGUCCUUCGGGGGCUCCAGGAGGAACGCCAGGCAGCCGAACUCACCAGAAGCAAGCAGCAGGAGACAGUAACCCACCUGGAGCAAAGCCUUUCUGAGGCCAUGGAGGCCCUGAGUCGUGAGCAGGAAGGCGCCAGACUGCAGCAACGGGAAAGAGAGACGCUGGAGGAGGAGAGGCAGGCUCUGACCCUGAGCUUGGAGCUGGAACAGCAGCGGUGCCGGGCUCUGCAGGAAGAGCGGGACGAGGCCCGGGCCGGGCAGCUCAGUGAGCACCGGCAGCUGGAGACACUGAAGGUGGCCCUGGAAGGGGAACGGCAGGCGUGGGCCGAGCAGGAGCGCCAGCUGGAGGAGCGCCACCGGGCGCUGCGGGACGACGUGCAGGCCCAGCUGGAGCAGGAGAAGGGGAACACACAGAGGGAGGCCCAGGCAGCGCGGGAGGCCCAGCAGCAGCUGGCGCUGGCGCAGUCCGAGGUGCGGCGCUUGGAGGGCGAGCUGGACACGGCCCGGAGGGAGAGGGACGCGCUGCAGCUGGAGAUGAGCCUGGUACAGGCCCGGUACGAGAGCCAGCGGGUCCAGCUGGAGUCGGACCUGGCCGUGCGGCUGGAGCAGCGGGUGACGGAGCGGCUGGCUCAGGCCCAGGAGAGCAGCCUGCGGCAGGUGGCCUCACUGCGGGAACAUCACAGGAAGCAGCUGCAGGACCUGAGUGGACAGCACCAGCAGGAGCUGUCCGCCCAGCUGGCUCAGUUCAAGGUGGAAAUGGCGGAGCGCGAGGAGAGGCAGCAGCAGGUGGCGCAGGACUACGUCCCCACCACCAGCCCCUCCAGCCCUGGGCCUCAGGAGCCAGAGAAGGGCGAGAGGAGGCUCUGGACUCGGCCUCCCGUGGCCGUGGCCCUGAAGCCCGUGUUGCAGCAGAGCCGGGAAGCUGGGGCAGAACAGCCACCGCGGGUUCUCCGCAGCCCCUCCCCAGACCUGAGCCCCCUGCUGGGCCCCCCUUUCCAGAGCCAGCAUUCCUUCCAGCCCCUGGAGCCAAAGCCGGGCCUCACUUCGUCUGUUACCUCUGCCGGGGCUUUCUCUACCACCGGCGCCUUCCACCCCGAUCACCGGCCAGAGCGGCCGUUCCCUGAGGAAGAUCCUGGAUCCGACGGGGACGGCUUCCUAAAGCCGGGGCUGCAGCCCCCUUCCCAGCUGGACGGCCUCAAACAUUUUUUGCACCAGCUGCUGGAGACAGUACCGCAGAGCAGCGAGGCCCCCUCUGUUGAGCUGUUGCCCCCGAAGUCUGGCCCCCUGACUGUCCCGUCUUGGGAGGAGGCCCCGCAGGUGCCACACCUCCCGCCCCCAGUUCAUAAGACUAAAGUGCCCCUGGCCAUGGCGUCCAGUCUCUUCCGGGCUCACGAGCUUCCCUCAAGCCAUUCACAGAGCAGCGGCCUCCGGGCGGGCUCCCCAGAGCGCGAUGAGCGGCCGGGAGGUGGGCACGGGCUCGCACCCGCGCGGCAGCUGAUGGAUGUGUCGCAGCUGCUACGACUGUACCAAGCUCGGGGCUGGGGGGCUCUGCCCGCUGAGGACCUGCUGCUCUACCUGAAGAGGCAGGAACACGGCAGGACGGACAGCCGAGGGGAUAAUGUCCCCAGAAGGAACACGGACUCCCGCUUGGGUGAGAUCCCCCGGAAAGAGAUCCCCUCCCAGGCUCUCCCUCGCCGCCUGGCUGCUGCAGCCCCUAGGACAGACAAGCCUCCCGCACGCAGGAAGGGCGGGCACCCGGCCCCCAGCAGCACGAGGAGUCGGGGGGGCAUCUGGAGAUGA